GGGAAAUGCGAACAAGAACAACAGAAAACCAGAAACUUGGUGUUGACCACGAAUCGAUUAAAUAUCAUCUAUAUUAAUAUUGUAAGGGACACGCAUACAAAGGUAUUUCUUCUGAGGAAUACAAAGCCGCUGUGAAGUUAGGAUGCGAGCUUGACUUCGUAUGCAGUCCUUGUUCAAAAGAACAAACACGUAGAACAGAGGCCACCGAUAUUGAUGCCGACGACUUUGCUCCUAAUUGGGAUUUGGGAUUUAACGUAAGCGACAUCGGUCACAACGUAACCGACGAGGACUUGGACGUUUCAGGUACAUAUUUUAUGUACUGAGGGUUUGCUGUCUACGAGCCCACCCAUGAUGAACCAUGAUUCAGAGAGUCUGACCCCUCCCCUGUCACCAACAUUCCUUGACCUUGAGGAGAUUGCAAUGUCACCACCCAAGAAUGUGCUGCCCAUUGAAGAGCACCAAGACACCAUCAUGUUUUGUUGCCAAGGUGAGGUGAGACACAAGGGAGAGAGUUAUCAUAGCAACAGCUACUGGAAUUCUGGUUUCCUAGCAAGGCUCAUCCAUCAGACAACUCACACUGUGACCUCUGAUGACCCGGUGACCUUGCUUGGAUACCAGUGGUCUGCAAAGUCAGCAUUCUCUCAGCACAUGGACAGGCUAUUCCUGAUUCUUAGACAGAAGAUUGGAUACUUGCAGAUGGAAAGUUUGAAAAGCAGGCUGUCUUUCCACCAAGAGCAGGCUCUGGAUAGUGAAGAUGUCCGGCGACAGAUCUGUGAAUGUCUGGAAAAAGUCCUGCAUGAUAUACAAAGAAGCCCCCCAACAGAGGAAUAUCUGAGGCAGUUGUCCCGGAAUUUGCAGUCACUGUUGCUACAUGUGGGUAGAAUAUUGGACCUCCCUAGCCAUAUAAUACAGUCUGCCAUUUCAAUGAAGGCCAGCCUGGCUCAUCAUUGUUUACAUGCACAUCUUGAUGUGUACUGGAGAUUACUCGCAAUUCUGCAUGCUGUCACCUCGAGCAAGACAGAUGCCCUGGCCAGGGACAGGUGGUGUACCAGUGUUGACAGUGACCUUGACCUUGGGAUCUAUGAACAGAUGGUCCAGGUCAUACUUUGGGACCUGGUGUCCAUGGCAAACAGCAGAUUUGUGUGUAAUGUUCCAGCUGGUGGCAGUUACGUGGGCACAUCUAUGUUCACCUGUACAUGUGUGAGAGAACUGUGGUCUAUGAUACUGAAACUGACACAAUGGAGGGCACAUACACAUUCCAGAGAUUCGUUCUGGAUGUGCAUGCACCAUGUGAUGUCGGAUGUCCUGGAUGCAGACAGUCACCAAACACCCAUGGAUCUGGAUGACUGCAGAGUGAUGUUUAACCCAGCGGAAGGGUUCAAGGUCACUGACCCUGUAGGGCUCUCCCUCUGGAUGAUGUACAACAUCUCCCCGCUCUUCAUGGAGACUGCAAUGGAUGGGCCACUGUACCCAGGAGAUGGGAAAGCAGUGAGCUGUUACCACCAUGUCCAAACUGUACUCAAGAAAUGUCUGACCAUGCCUGGGUUGACAGAGACAGUAUUGCGCAAUCACUUGAAAGCUGUCCUGUUAAUCACUAGCCAGUGGGAGCCCAAUACACCUAUACUUAUCCUACUGUGGGACUAUUUCUACAAAACACUGAACAAUUGCGAGAGCUAUCAGACCUCAAGUGGGCGCCUGGAUGGCCUGGCCUGUGUGGACAGUACAGUGGUUGGGCUGUAUGAACGCUGCAAGCAGUGGACCCUGGGGCAUGCUGACAGUCUGGAAAAGGAUACGAGCUAUCAGUUGUUCCUGCGUCUACUGAGUGAACAUCUGGGUCGUCUGUAUGCUAGUGGCGCCACCCAGGAGUGGAAACAGGUCAAGGGGAGGAUCUACUCCAAGUUCCAUGUGCGGCGUGUGCAGGAGCUGUUGGAGGUGGGCCUGUACAACCUCACGGCUCUCUUCAUCACGCUGGGGAUGACUGCCGACCUAGAGGAUGUGGCCUCCAAGCUGGUGGAUUUCUAUGACAUGCUGGACAUAUCCAGUCUUACGUUCGCCCGUCGCUCCGUGGUAUGGAAGGGUGUACUGGCCCUUACGCUCGUGUACGUGAAUAAGGGACUGGACGUCACAUUCCUAGCUGAGAAGAUGGCAGUGUCAUUUGAGGCUGCAGUCAGUCAGUUUGUGGAGGCCAGCUUUGACACACGCCACCAUCUGUGGAGACUCAUUCUGCUGUACAUGGAGGGGAUGCAGGAGGUCAUCGACUCCAGCUCCAACCUCGCCCUCUCACAGUAUAAACUCCUGUGUCCAAGCAUCAAGACCCUUCUCUCCAAAUGUUCGGACCAUGAGCUGAGGACCUGCCUCUCCAUCCUGCACUCCAUUGUACAGAAAUACAGGCAAGUGAAGGGGGACUUAAAGGACCUGGAUGUGUGUGUGGCAACCACCCUGCAGCUUGCAGAUUUCAGCAGCGCGCUGUGGAAGGUGGUGUACAGUUUUGUGUACGAGCAUGCCCAGACACUCACCCCGCCCACCACCAUCGGGGACAUGGCCGCAUCCUUCUGUCUGCUCUCCCUCGUCUCGCUUCCAGAUGCUCUGACAUCUACAGUGUCGGUGUUUCAGUAUUUCUGUGCUUCAGAUAAAGUCACAAUCAGCGUAACUUGUCGCUUUCUGAGUCAUCUGUUGGCCAACACUGCACUGAUGGAACAUGUGGAGUGUAACCUUGAAAACUGCAGUGGUUUCCUAGUGUCAGUCUGGUUCCGUUGCUGCAUACUGACUCCGCCAUGCUCAGAGCUAAAUGAGAUCACCAGGUCAGUGAUGAACCUCCCUGAAGUACAUCUGCUACUGCCCCAAGUUGGCGACCUUGAGGAAGCCCCUAUUAGGUUCCUGAAGGCCAUUGAAGAACACCAUGCAAGGCUGGAGUCCUGGAAGGACAAGAUGGCCUUUCAAAAGCAGGUCACCCAGUAUUUCUCAGAGAUCCCAAAGUGUGUGACGCCCGUUGUCAAGGCGAUGACCCCAGCCGAUGUCGUUAGCAACAUGUACAGGGUAGUGGGGUACAUAGUGAAGUACUGUGCCAAGCUGCUGUAUGUACGGCAAGAUGUGAUCAUACCGAGCCUGAUAGGCAGCCUGGUUGUGCCCCACAGUGUGAUGAACCCAGACAAGCCCCUCAGUCCCGUGUUCCUUACUGCCUUACGGGACAGUCUUCAUCUGUACAUCCAGGGCCUGAGUAACCUCUCCUAUGAUAGGGAUCCCUACGUUCAGAGACGACUGAAGGACAUUGUUACUGUCUACCUGCCCAAGUUUUCAUUGAAGUCUGCUGUCUCCUUGGCAACAGCUGUUCAUCCUGUUGUGGGUAGCCUGCGGUCCACGUUCAUACAGCAGCCGAAUGAAGAGGCUGUGAAGUUCAGACAUUUCAUUCUGCAGCUUGUCAUCUCACAGUACCUGAAUGUUCAGGCGAUGAAGAUUAACCCACAGCACAACCUGGGGUUUGCCUUCAUUCACGAUGUACUACAAAGAACAUCAUCACUGGAAGUGAAAGGAAGAGAUCUGGCGCUCCUGUUGCGGCCAUGUUUGGAGCACCUGCUACUGGUUGCCCAUAGCGACCCCAGCAUCAGCACCGUGAUUGGCUGUUUGCAGGCCACAGCGGAGGCUUACACAAGCAACAGGGAGGAACAGACUAUGACUCAAGUUCAGGAUGAAUGCGGCCAGUUUGUGACCACCUACCUCAAGUACAGCAGUUCAGGAGUGAUCCGAGUCCUGGAGAGGCUUGCUGUGCUCCUGCCAGAUGUGGUGAUCAUGGUCAUCCAGAAGAUCUCAGAAAGCCUUCUGGACAUUGAGAGGAAAAGGGGUGUUGGAGUGGAUCAGAAACUAAGGAGCCAGUAUUAUCAGAUGUUGAAACUUCUCGGGGACAGAGGAGCAGCAGAGAUUGAAAGACUCCAGUCACACACAGGUCUCUCGUAACCAUGGUGCUGUCCAAUAAUAAUGAGCCUCGUAACCAUGGUGCUGUCCAAUAAUAAUGAGCCUCGUAACCAUGGUGCUGUCCAAUAAUAAUGAGCCUCGUAACCAUGGUGCUGUCCAAUAAUAAUGAACCUCGUAACCAUGGUGCUGUCCAAAAAUAAUGAGCCUCGUAACCAUGGUGUUGUCUAAUAAUAAUGAGCCGCAUUCUGGAAAACUUGGCUUUAUGCUUUUGAAUAGUGUCUCCCAGAUUAGCCUAUGCAGUCCAAACAUUCUAAUCCGUGGAGACAUUGUCUGCUUCUAUGGAACUUUUAAAGGAAGUCUCUUUAAAAUGCUAAAACAAUCCAAGUUGCAAGUGUGAUCCCUGAUUAACCUGUGUAUACUGCAUAGGCUUAUCUGUAACAACACUUUACGCACAUGCAUUAAGCCCAGUUUUACCAGAUCUAGGCUUUUGAUAAUUCUGUGAUACUGUUGAUUGUAAAUGUCAUAAUUGGCUCAUCUGAGCUACCAUCUUCGCAUUUAGGAUUCUAAGUUUAGCAGUUUGAAAGUCUGUAGUUGUGAAUCAUGUUUUUAAUUAAGCCCUUGCAAACAAUGUUUAAUAUAUCAAACGGGAUAUAUAUUGAAUUCAUUCUGUUUUCUGGGUGGUUUGUUAUUCUCCUGAAAUGUUUGAGGAGGAACUCCAAAUUUCUUUAGCAAAUAUUCCCCAUGAUGCACAUAUUUGUGCACUAUGUGCCAUUACUAAUUCAUAUUUGUUCCAAGUAAUUUUGAAGUAACCUCAGAAAACAUGACUUUAUCAUUUAUCAUGUUCUUUUAAAGACUUACUGGUUUUCCAUAAAAAUUCAAUUAUCCACGCAUUUCAGAUUAGAAUUGUAAGAAAAAAGUAUUGAUUGAUUAUAUAUUUUGGCAGCUAAUUCAUUGCUUGCAGCAAUUUUGAGUUGUUACUUCACAUGAUACACUGCAGGUUGGGUUAACUUCAUUUUUGGAACCUCAGUAAUGUUUAUUGUCCCAUACCGGUUUCACCGGAGGGGACUUAUAGUUUGCGCUCCGUCUGUCAGUCAGUCUGUCAGUCAGAUAGUCACACUUUUCUGGAACCUGCAUAACUUUAAAAGUUCUUAAUAUUUUUUCAUGAAACUUGAAACAUGGAUAGAUGGCAAUAUGGACAUUAUGCACGUCAUUUAAUUUUGUUCCUACGUCAAAAAUUCUGGUUGCUAUUGCAACAAAUAUACUAUUAAUACUGCUGAAAAUGGUGGUUUUCUGGAUCCUGCGAUAACUUUUAAAGUUCUUACUAUUUUUUCAUGAAACUUGAAACAUGGAUAGAUGGCAAUAUGGACAUUAUGCACGUCAUUUCAUUUUGUUCCUACGUCAAAAAUUCUGGUUGCUAUGGCAACAACAACAAUUCUGACAAUGGUAGAAUUUCUGACAAUGGUGGAGCCGGUAGGGGACUAUAUUGCUUGGCAAUAGUCUUGUUAAUCUUGUUAAAAGGAAUGUUCCUUUGUUUUUGCGAUAAUUUACCACCUAAUUUUUGUUCAAGCUUCAUGUGGAACUCAUGAUGUUGCAUUAAGGCUACACAUAUAUAAAAUAAUAAAAAUACUGCAAAUA
Molecule: messenger RNA, 5544 nt
Organism: Dreissena polymorpha
Lineage: Eukaryota; Metazoa; Mollusca; Bivalvia; Myida; Dreissenidae
Product: protein MMS22-like
Exons: 35
Coding region: 349-3951 (1200 amino acids)
Biological process (GO): double-strand break repair via homologous recombination; replication fork processing
Cellular component (GO): nuclear replication fork
Source: RefSeq, a predicted model, not a curated record